Molecule: messenger RNA, 806 nt
Organism: Boeremia exigua
Lineage: Eukaryota; Fungi; Ascomycota; Dothideomycetes; Pleosporales; Didymellaceae
Exons: 2
Coding region: 149-775 (208 amino acids)
Source: RefSeq, a predicted model, not a curated record
GUCGUGACAUGUGCGACGAUUUUUGGAUAUUGUGUCGGGUGACGGCAACAAGGUUACGAUGAUGGUGUCUUGAGAUACCUCCCUCGUGCUUACAUACCCUCAACCCGCUAGAAGCUGCGUCCCAUGAAACAUUUCUUCCUUAUUGACGAUGGACGAUCCAGCAUUCGCGGUCUCGUAUCGGGAGAUCCGGGCUCAUUACACCGAAGAUACAAUCACCGUGUACCAAGCCUACAGCACCGAAAUAGGUAUCGCUGCGGUAGACAAACAAACUUUAGAUGCGUCGCCAAAGUUCAGCACCACGCGCAUGACUUGGAUCAAGCCUUCUUGGGCAUGGAUGUUGUACCGCAGCGGGUAUUCCUUCAAAGACCCAGGGCAAGAAUGUAUCCUUGCGUUGUCUGUCGAGACGGGAGUAUUCAUUGCUCUGUUAGAGACCGCAGUCAUUGCAACAUCUCAAACGGCGGAGAAACAAGAAUAUCACAGCAAAGAAGACUUUCCGCGCGUCAGAGUGCAAUGGGAUCCCGAAAGAACGGUUCGACUAGAGAAGCUACCUUAUCGUAGUAUACAAAUUGGAGUCCCGGGCGCACUUGUUAAGGAUCUUAUAAAAGGUAUUCUCCGAAUCGAGAAUGUCACUGAACGAGCACGGGAGCUGAAGAGAAAGCUUGACGAGUGUCCAAAAGUUGAUACGAGAGAUUUGAUGGAAGACGGUUUGGUCCCAGUGGAAAGGAGAUUCGAUGUAAACGAAAAAUUGCAACGCAUCUUGGGUAUCAACGAGUAGGAAACUGCAAGGCACCGCACCGAUUCGACUC